AUGCCCGCACCUUCCAAACCGAUUUUCUCAAUCCCGACGCGAUGCCAAUCCCUGGGAUCCGUGGUACCCGUUGUACUUUCAACCCAGAAACCAAUUACUUUGAUCAUCAAAAUGGUCACCCCAGAACAUCACGACGUGGUUCAGGCUUUUGAUAAAGCCAUUGAUAGUGCUCUUACACAGAUGGGGCUUGACAGGGCAACUUUUUCCUACACCGAAGUCAACAUCGAUGUUAAUGGCACGUCGAAACAGCCAGACUGGGGGUUGGGCCCCAGACGAGUCCCUCGUGGCACUAACAGGUGGCCUACGGUGGUUGCGGAAAUCGCCAUCUCGCAAACUAGAGCAAGGUUGCAGCGUGAUAUCGAGUUAUGGCUCGACCCCAGUAGGGGCAACGCCAACAUUGCAAUCGCCAUCAAGGCAAGCAGAACCUAG
Messenger RNA from Penicillium digitatum Pd1, 429 nucleotides. RefSeq names its product Dehydrogenase, E1 component. NCBI's taxonomy places the organism in Eukaryota, Fungi, Ascomycota, Eurotiomycetes, Eurotiales, Aspergillaceae. The record is from RefSeq and is a predicted model, not a curated record.